Molecule: messenger RNA, 288 nt
Organism: Rotaria sp. Silwood1
Lineage: Eukaryota; Metazoa; Rotifera; Eurotatoria; Philodinida; Philodinidae
Source: the annotation of a GenBank genome assembly
AUGUUAUCACAUGAUACACUUCAUUCAAAACGAGUUAUUAAAAUACAAGAUUUAAUAAAACAUUAUGAUUCAUUAUUAGCAAGUGGACAUGAGCCUGAAAUACAUGAAGCAUGGUGGUCACCAAUAUUAACACCAUCAUCAUUAAUAACACAUUUAUCUAUAAGUAGUAAAUUACAAUCUUAUUGUGAUUUAAUAUGUCAUCAUGAAUUAUAUGUUAAAUAUCGAACAUCAAUAAUAACACAUCAUCAAUUAUUCUUUUUAUUUGAACAACGUGAUAUUUGUACAUAA